ACUGGCGUGUAUUUGGAUCGACUACCAUCAUCCAAUUCCUCCAUACAUAGGCAGCAGCGGAGACUAGUCCUCAUAGGACAUGCAGGGAUCCUGAACGUGUCAAGUCGACUCUGAGUCGACUGAUUCUGAACGGAAUAGGCGCGCGAGAUGCGUUUCUUCAGGUUGAACUUCCGCCACAUCCUGUCAAGCAUCCAGUAGAGCCUUCACCAUGGUUUCUCCUCAUCUUGAUGAAGUUCUCCCAGUUAACCCUGGCCACACCCGUCUAAAUGAUCGAUAUCAGGUGAUACGUAAGCUUGGCACAGGCGUAUUCUCUGAGACUUGGCUUGUCGAAGACGAAAGGCGCGAGUACGUCGUGGGUUUCUCAACCGAUGUGCUGGACCUGACUAUACUCAGGUUCGGGAAAUAUCAUGCAGCAAAGAUCCUGACACUCGAUGCGACACAACGGCAUGGAACGGGAGAAAUGCAGGAACUUCAAUUCUUGAGGAAGAUUGCUGAACAUAGCGAUGACGUUGAGAACCUACCCAUUCUUGAAGACGACUUCAUCGUUCAUGGUCCUCGUGGAGAUCAUCUCUGUUUCAUUAUGAUUCCUCUCUGCUCCGAUGUUUCUUCUUUUCGCCGCAGCUCUCCUACCAAAGCCCUCCCUGUGUACUUCGUAAAGAACAUUAUAUCGCUCGUCCUUGAGGGAUUGGACUACCUGCACGGCCUUGACAUUGUUCAUACUGAUGUGAAGCUCGAUAACCUCCUUUUUUCCGGAAUUGGCGAUAAACAAGUGGAGGAGCGUAUUGGAGAGCCUCUGGCGGUCGAAGGCGAGUAUGAGGUGGACGGUAUCACGUACCCAUUGUGUCGGCCGCAACCUCUACCACAUGGAUUUACUUGGAAGGACAGUCCACACGAGGCGGAGCGUAUCUUAGUCACUCUCACAGAUCUCGGACAAGCACAAUGUGCUGGCCAGACACCGACAGUGGAUGAGUUCAGUGCACCCUCGCUUCGCGCUCCCGAACUGAUAUUACGGUCAAGCUUCGGUCCGAAGAUUGACAUAUGGGCGGUUGGCUGUAUUACGUUCGAAUUGUUAACAGGUCACUGGCUAUUCAACCCAGUAGAUGGAGAGCCGGAAUGGACUAUCGAGGAUGAUCACCUUGCAAAGAUGAUGGAACUCACUGGAGAGUGCUUCACGCCGGAAACUCUCAAGUACGCUCAAAGGCGCGAAGAGUUUUUUGAUGAUAACGGUACGUCCAAGUUGGGUCAGCACUAUUCCCAACGUCUGGCUCAUGCAGUCCCGAUCUCUAGGACGUCUCCUGCGAAUCGAUCAACUGAUUCCAGUCAGUCUGGAGGCUGCUCUAUCCAAUUACAAACUUCUAGACCCUGCAGAUGUCGACUCUGCUGCCGCGUUCAUUCGUUCUUGUUUAUGCCUUGACCCAUUCCAAAGGCCGACUGCCAGAGAAUUGAUGCUUUCGCCAUGGCUUCGAGAUGCUUUUUAUUGCUGAUAGUCUUCAUUAAUCGCGCUUUGCAUUUUAUCGACCCACCUAAUGAUACUCUACACUAGAGAUACUUAUUUUGAUCAGUUCUGCAUUUUCCCAGUCGGAAAGGGACUGAAUGCUUUCAAAUGAGCGUUUGCGUCGCAUACCGAUCCUCACACGAUAUCACGAUAUCGUGUGAGGGGCUCGGUAUGAGCCUUGCAUACCGAUAUUCACCGUACAUUGAAGCCAAUGGCUUGACAUUUAUAUUAUUCUGUCUGACUUCUGGCGCUGAG
Messenger RNA from Somion occarium, 1750 nucleotides. The record is from the annotation of a GenBank genome assembly. Lineage: Eukaryota; Fungi; Basidiomycota; Agaricomycetes; Polyporales; Cerrenaceae.